GUUUUGGUUUUACUUCUGAUUGGUUGAAAAAGUGGCGCGAGUUUUUUAAGCCAAUCGUGUAGCGUAGUAAAUGCAAAACCAGUUAAUUUUCGACCCUCAAAUGAAAACUCCUCUAUGCAUCUGCAAUACGAACAAAAUGAGCUCCCUGUUUACCCCUGACCUAGCUUGUUUCACGUAGAAAUCAGAAUCUUGUGACACUCUAAACGAUACUUGUAUGCUAGACUUAAGGUGUAUUGCUAGUCGGUCAUAGUCUAGCAUGUAGAGACAAACAGUAAUCAUCGUAUCACUUAUAUUGCUCGGGGAUGUAACUGCUUGGUUCGGGGUUGCAGUGAUGUAGAAGCUUGCAGUAGUGUAAUCCUAUCCCAGACAUUUAAUAAACGGUGUAGGAUAGCGGGUAACGAAGGCAAGGUCAGUUGACGUCCAGAAGACAGGGUUCGAACCAUCGGUCGAUCGGAAGUCGCACAUGUCUCACUGAGAGGAAACAAUCAUUUAGUGUACGUGUAACUCAAAUGUACGUAAUAAUUCGACUUGAGCAUUCAAUUGGACAAACGUUAGUGACUAGACACUGCGCUUUGCCUUGACAGUAGUCCUCUGAUAUUUGCUUUCUGUUGUCGUUCAGCAAACUAGUACGCUUCGCCUUCGCAAGAAUAAAGAUGACUUAAUAGUGGUAUUAGAUUAGCUUGUUUUAUUCAUUAAAAUAUACAAAAUGAUUUACAGAUGUAAAAAACCAGCACUUUCUUUAUCGCGCAUCCCUAUUUCUAUCCGCCAUACAUGUCUCAGUGCUACUAGUUGGGAACUUUUUUUCCAAGAUCUCUUUUACCCGCCCUCCCCCUCCUUGUCAUUUUGUGUCCGACCUGUCCCAUCUCAUAGUACAUUGUGUCCCUUCCUCCUAAAACAUUAUUACGCUGUAAAGAUUUUGCAUCCUGCCCAAAAACCCAAGGGGGAAAAGCGCUCUGGUCCGCUGUGGGUAUGCAACGACGCGAUUAUUAGGGGAAACUACAAAAAGUGAAUAAUAGGAAUUAAACGUUUGCAUAUCGUCCUCCCGUGUUGCUAUGCUGUUAAACACUUCUACAGUCUUUCGACUGUGAAUCAGAAUCAAAUAACAGAGCAGCUGUAUCUAUACUAAAGCUGGCUCUAGAAAGUUCGAUAUUCUCAUUUAUUCGUGCAACGGCUAAAAACGGUCAAAAAAAGUCUCAAUGAUUCAAAGUGAAGUUACAGCAAGUGUACCUUUUGUUAGUAAGUUCAAGAAUCCUUUAUAGUGAAAGUGAUCACUAGAAAUCAAGAAAUUCCGUUUCGGCUGGGAAAUAAGGAAACAUAAAAGACAGGUGAAUACUUUUGGCGAGACUAAAACACAUCAGUUAUUUGCCAAAGAUUGGCAAUACUUUACACGAUGAUUUACUCAGGAUUUGUGAAAGAGACAAAUCUGUCUACCAAAUGUGACAUACAUCUCUCAAUUGUUUUGUCGGCCUUCAAGAUGCGGAACAGCCCCAUAGGGCAGCUAUUCUGAAGACUUCACCUCUAGUGUUAGCAUCCAAAAGCUCAACAUGGAACGUUUUGUAGCCCUAGUUUUCAGUAGUAGCAUCGUUUUAAGCCUCUGUUCUGUUCCUUCGGCAAGCGGUCAGCCAGACAUCGUAAAGAGAAUGGAGACAUGCCAAGAGGGGAAUAACACCGUAAGUGAGUAGUCAUAAACACGGAGCUGGUUGGACUGGUUAUCAGCGAGUUAUCUUAGGCAUAAAGCAACUAGAAUUAUUACUAGCUCUCCUAGAUGGGAUGUUAGUCUAACGCCCAAGGUAUCUUAGGGCAUUGGACAUUUUGUCAGAUUUCCUAAAUUCAUAAUUCGAGGCGGAAAAUGCAACCGUGAGAGUAAGUUGUCUUGGCCAAGAACACAAUUAACUGACCAGUAGUUGAGGUACCAGUUGGCCGUUUGAUCCGGCCUUGAUAGGGCCACUACCCAAUCUAGAUACCAUACAACAGCAUUAGUCAUAACUGUGGGUUCCGAGAGAAAGUAGAAGGCUAUUGUUCAUCAAUAAUUUCUUAUUCAUUCUUUGUUUAUGUUAGUACGUAACUUAUGAAGAUUGUGUGAAAAAAGCAUCCGACGAGACCCGAAGAUGCCGCGAGUCGAACAGUUCACACCUAAACUUUGACAAAAUUUGCGACGGGUUCGAACAGGAGUUGGAGAAGCUUUGCAAGGCUCACUGCGGAAAAGGUUGGCGUUCAUUAACCAUACCGUGACAGUUGUGCCAUAAGCUGUUUACAGUUCGCAUGUAUUUCUGUGUUUCGUUGAUAUCGAUCGCAUACUUCAAACGGCAUCUUAGUGUCAUGGCGAGGGCAACUGUAUUUGACGGGGGGAAGACAGGAUUUAAGAAGGGGACUGAUUUUUUUACGCCACCCCUUACUCAAACGAAAACCUCUGACGUUCGUUCCCAAGGUUUAUUUGGCCUCUCCUCAGAUAGCGCACGCCUUGCAUACCAACUUAAAAUGGAGACAUCUUUCAACUUGAGUAAUAUCAAUCCAAUAGCACGGAUUAAACUGGAUGAUACUACGAGUUUCAUUUAAAACAUCUCAUUCCUGUAAAAAUAAAUAACAGUUUUCAACACAACAAUAGCAAAUGGACAAAAGACAGCCGCAGGUACAUUUGAGAAAUAAUGCCUGAACGUGAUGUGGGACUCAUACUGAGGCCUCUCGCGCCUGAGACAAAAGUGAAAUCGAGAGCAAAAUUCACUCAUAUUGUGCCCUCGGGAACAUAUAGUUUUAAAUUACGUUUUUUUAUUUUUUUUCCAGAUUUUUUUCGAAAAGUCUUACCGCACUCUUAUCAAUGCUUUCUCCUUAGCAUCUUGUCUAGAGUGUUUCGAAGAAAUGGAAAAUAUCGUGCAGAGGUGUGAGGCAUUUGCAAAGAACAUUGACUGUGAACUCAAUAACACGGCUAAAGAAUGCGAAGAGGGGAAGACUUUUAUGAUCAAGUACUGCAGCAACAAGGAAUGUACAGGUAUUUCCAGUCCAAGUUCGAUUUUAAUAUGAGUUUACUUUGACGUUGUGCUGUAUGCAUAGAGAGCUGCUGAUGGCAAACGUUCAGUUCGAGUACUAAAACAUUGCAGACAGUUGUACUACAUUGUAAUUUUUGUAUGCAAUCAGGAGCACAGAUAUCGGGGCUAUACGCUUCUGAUAUAACAUAUUUGAACGUUCUAGUCUGCAAAGAUCUCUACUGCCGUAACGGAGGCCAGUGCGCAGGACCUAACGUCACCUGGUGCACAUGCCCACCAGGAUACACUGGAGCCUUCUGUCAGAAAAGUAAGUAGCGGCUUUAUUCUAUAAAGACGCACUUCCUGUGGUCGGCCACGACCGUAAAAAAACAAACAAACAAACCAAAACAAAAAGCAGUGACAGUGAUUAUUUCAAAAGGUAUCACAAGGACGUUCCAUUUUUCAACCCUAUUUGACGAAAAUAAGUCCCCGCAAGUCUUAAAUUUGUGCUUGAAGGUUGACUACCAUAACAAGCUAAAUAGCAACAUCUUUUCUGAGGAUAUUCUGGCCUACAUUACCUCUUCCUAGGUGCGAGGGACUGUGCAAAAAAGCCAUGUAUGAACGGUGGAACGUGCAUUGGUAAGAACCUUUGUAAAUGCCCGCCUCGUUAUACUGGCACCAGCUGUUCUAUUUUGAGAAAACCGCUGGGAACCAAAGAAAACCCGGCACCAAACGCACAGGCAAUUCUUGACGCCGGCGAUGGCAAGGGCAGCGGCAUGUACUGGAUCCAGCCUCCUGGUGAAACAGCCCCGGCUCAAACUUACUGCGACAUGACUUUUGCUGGCGGAGCAUGGAUGCUAGCUAGUUAUGGUUACGUUCACACAUCAGCACAAAAUACAGCUGACAAGUAUAACAAGGGCAUUCCUAAUAUGAAUAAUCCCUUUGGUUACGCUUGGCUUCCCAACCAACGUAGCACUUCAAACGGGCUGAUUAAUCUGCCACAUGGGGCUGUACAAAUGGCCAAUCAUGCUUCUUACAUGAUCAUGGCUGCGGGUAAUAACCCAGCCACGGGUGGUAUCAACCAAUAUGCAUACGUGUACCGUAUUUACCUGAAGAAUAACCCUUACAACAUAACCUUUGCAAAUCAUAACCGCUUUUACGGCGGACAGCCAGGCCAUAUGCAUAUCGUUGGUUUUGUUGUGGAAGCGCUGAAAGGAGAAAGUGGCAGGUACGGAAAAUAUGCCCUGGGGGAGGCCCUGGGGGUAACAUGGUCCGACUCCUACCCAACCGGUUACGGUUUUAACGACAACACCACGCCAUUUGGAGGCUUUACCAAGGGUCCCUUUUUCCCAAGUGUCCAUUCAGGUUCGGGAGGUAACUCUUGCUCUGGAUGUACCCGAACCAAUUACCAGCCUGAUGUGGUGGGAGGGAACCCUCAGUACACACAUCACGGAUGGUACACUGCUAACGGCGUGGAUAAAACAGGCCAAACCUCCAUUUGGUUUAAAUGAAAAGUUACUUCACUAACGAA
This is a messenger RNA of Orbicella faveolata, 4491 nucleotides long. RefSeq lists its product as uncharacterized. NCBI's taxonomy places the organism in Eukaryota, Metazoa, Cnidaria, Anthozoa, Scleractinia, Merulinidae. The record is from RefSeq and is a predicted model, not a curated record.